Empidonax traillii (willow flycatcher) is the source of this 10376-nucleotide messenger RNA. RefSeq names its product ubinuclein 2 (gene UBN2). The transcript is spliced from 17 exons. Gene Ontology annotation, cellular component: nucleus. The record is from RefSeq and is a predicted model, not a curated record. The coding region runs from base 188 to 4150 and encodes 1320 amino acids. NCBI's taxonomy places the organism in Eukaryota, Metazoa, Chordata, Aves, Passeriformes, Tyrannidae.
AUGGCGGGGGCGGCGAGGAGAACGUAGGGGGCAGCUCCGACCGGGCGGCGGAGCGGGGAGGAGGGGAGAGGGAGGAGCUGGGGCCGGUGGGAGGGAGCGCAGAGAGCGGUGUCACCGAACGCGAGAGGCGGGGGCCGGCGGACGGCGGGCGGGGGGGAGGGGGGGGUGGCGGCGGCGGAGGAGGAGGAUGGCGGAGCCGCGCCGGGUGCCGUUCAUCAGCCUGUCACCCGUGCGGCGCCGCGAGGGCGAGAGCCCGGCGCUGGAGCGGGAGCCGGCGGGCCGCGACCCGGAGCCGCCGCCGGCGGGCCGCGAGGCUCCGCCGCCGGAGCCGCCACCGAACGAGCCACCCCGCGACAGCGCCGCCCGCCCGGAGCCGCCCCGCGACCCCGGCCGGCCCGAGCAGCCGCCGCAGCGGGAGCCCCCCCGGCCCGAGCCGCCGCCGCUGCCGCCGCCACUGCCGCGCCAGAGCGGGCGGCAGGAGCCGCCGCCGCCGCGGGAGGCGCUCCCGCUCCGCCAGACGGUCCGCCUGGAGGUGGUGCUGAAGGACCCCACUGAGGAGGGCUGCGUGGAGUUCAGCUACCCGGAGCUGCUGCUGUGCGGGGACUCUAAGAAGAAAUCAGUUCACUUGGAAGAUCCGUUUAAUGAUGAACAACGUGAGCGACAUGAAGUAGAAAUGCUUGCCAAGAAGUUUGAGGCAAAAUACGGUGGAAAGCCCCACAAACAUCGGAAAGAUCGCCUGCAGGAUCUAAUCGAUAUAGGUUAUGGUUAUGAUGAAACGGACCCUUUCAUCGAUAAUUCUGAAGCGUAUGAUGAAUUGGUUCCUGCAUCCCUGACAACCAAAUAUGGAGGGUUUUAUAUCAACACUGGUACACUGCAGUUCCGACAGGCAUCUGAAUCAGAAGAUGAAGACUUUGCAGAAGACAAAAAACAUAGGCCACCUAAAAUAGCAAAGUUAAAAGAAAGUGAAGAUCGUGGAAUGAAGAAGCGCAAACGGAAAGAGGAAGGGACAGAAAAGGAGAAGAAGCCUCGGAAAAUGAAAGUUCCUAAGCAGUUGGGAGUAAUGGCCUUAAAUUCACACAAGUCUGAGAAGAAGAAAAAGAAACUGUAUAAAGACUCGCUCUCUCUGGCUGCCAUGAUCCGUAAAUUUCAAAAGGAGAAGGAAGCCAUGAGGAAGAAGGAAUCUAGUCCAAAACCUCCAGUGACUGUCGCAACCUCCACCCCUAGUAAAAUUCCUUCCUCUUCUCUCAGUGCAGGAAACGAUAUCUCUGACUUGAAUCUUAGGAUCAAUGAUCCUGUCCUCUCCAUUUUUGGUAGCACAAAUGAACCUGAGCUCCUGCAAGAAACUGAAAGUGCCCUGGAGAUGCUGGGAGACAUUGACUUUGACAAGUUGCUUGAUGGCACUUCUGAUGGCAGCCCGGUAUCCGAGCUGUCAGGAGAAAAUGGAAAUGUCACUCAGGCAACCUACACCUCUCAGGUCAUGACACCCAAGCAGGUGCCUGCCCUCCCAGAAGGUCUGCCUGUGCUACUUGAAAAGCGCAUUGGAGACCUUCGAACAGCUGCCAAGAUGUUUGAUGAAGAAGGCAGGAAGAAGUUUUUCACGCAAGACAUGAAUAAUAUUCUUCUGGAUAUUGAGCUACAGUUACAGGAGGUAAGUCCUGCCAUCCGCAAUGGAGUGUACUCUCACCUGGAAGCUUUUGUGCCGUGCAAUAAGGACACACUGAUAAAGCGUCUGAAAAAGUUACACCUCAACGUCCAGGAUGACCGCUUAAGAGAACCAUUGCAAAAGCUGAAACUGGCUGUCAGUAAUGUCAUGCCUGAACAGUUAUGCAAGUACCAAGAGGACUGUCAGGCCCGCAAUCAAGCCAAGAAUGCCAAGUUGCAAGCGGAAGAUGAACGAGAGAAAAAUGGAUCAGAGGAAGAUGAUGAUGAGAAACCUGGAAAGAGGGUUGUGGGACCCAGAAAGAAGUUUCAUUGGGAUGACACAGUGAGGUCUCUGUUGUGUAAUCUUGUCAAGAUCAAGCUGGGAUGCUAUGAGCUAGAGCCAAAUAGAAGUCAGUCUGCUGAAGAUUACCUCAAAACCUUUAUGGAAACAGAAGUGAAACCACUUUGGCCUAAAGGCUGGAUGCAGGCAAGGAUGCUUUUUAAAGAAAGCCGAAGUGUUCACAAUCACCUCACUUCUGCUCCGGCAAAGAAGAAGGUGAUUCUGGCCCCUAAACCAAAAGUGAAGGACUCCAGUCCGAAAAAAGAACAGAAGACCUGUAUGUCUUCAGUCAAUUCAAGCUGUGCUACUGUACUGAGUUCCAGCACACCUGUUUGCACCCCAGCCAGCUCUAGCUGCACACCAGCUCCAGAGACGAUCUGCUUGGAUGACUCCCUGGAUGAAGACCUCUCUUUCCACCCACCCUCACUGGACUCUAUUUCCGAUGCUCUGGCAGUUAUCAAUAAUGGUGCCAAGGGAUCACCUCUUGGGUCCACCAUAGACACACCAACAUCCAGACCUCGCCCUGGGCUGAGGGAAGAGAAACUAGCAAGCAUUAUGAGUAAGUUGCCUCUGGCAACUUCAAAGAAAGUAGAGCCCACUCAAACAUCCCAUUCAUCAAGUCUUAUUGCUGGUCACACAGGGCCAGUACCAAAGAAACCCCAGGACUUAGUUCACACUGGUAUCUCUUCAGGCCUUAUUGCUGGAUCUUCAAUUCAAAAUCCCAAGGUUUCCUUAGAGCCUUUGCCAGCCAAACUACUACAGCAAGGACUACAGAGGUCAAGUCAGAUCCAGUCUGCUUCCUCUUCUCAGACUCAUGUUUCUUCCUCUAAGACCCAAGCAGCUGUUUCCACCUCCUCUCAAAGAACCAAGGAUGCUAAUAUCUUGGUAUCGUCUUCUGAGGCUCAAGGUGGUACUUCCUCAACAUCGCAAGUGACAAAGGUGCACCAGCAUUCAGCUGUACAGCAGAAAUAUGUAUCUCCUUUACAAGCAACUAUUAGUAAAUCACAGACCAAUCCUGUGGUGAAAUUGAGUAGUAAUCCCAAACUGUCUUGCUCAGCACCAAUCAUCAAGGCUCAAGAUAAGUCUGUAGUAUAUCGCCUGCCUUUGUCUAAUCCCUCAUCUGGAAGUGGCUCUCAAGUGUCUCACCCACUGGUUUCUCGGACAACAUCCAGCACCUCUACCUCUAGUAACUAUUUAGCCAAGGCUAUGGUGUCACAAGUUUCUUCCCAGGGUUUCAAGCCUCCCUUCUCCAUGGCUGCCUCUCCCAAACCUGCUGCCUCUCCCAAGCCCGCUUCAUCUAAGCCCUCUGUGACACCUAAGCCCAAUGCAUCACCUAAAUUUUCAUCCAAGUCCACCUCAUCCCCCAGGCCUGCAACAACACCCAGUUCUUCCAGUUCAAGUGCACUAGUUUCGCAGAGUAGUCACUCCAGCAACAACCCCCUUCAUAAACAGACCAGUGGUGUAAAUAUCAGCAGGCAGUCUCCCACAGUGAAUUUGCUGUCCUCUAAUCGCACCUCAGGCCUUCAGCCUGCAAAGAACCCUCAGGCUUCUUCAAAAUUGCCCAACUCUUCUCCUUCUGGAACUGUUGGUAAAAAUAAUUUGGGUGGAGUUGGAAUGAAUGUACCUGCCAACAGAGGCAGUAACCUUAACUCAAGUGGAGCUAGUAGGACUAGUCUGUCUGGGGGAACAGGAAGUGGAACACAGGGUGCUACUAAACAAUUGUCAACUCCACACAGACCAUCUUCUGCCUCAGGGUCUCCAGUUGUAGCAGCCAGCGUGCAGUCAACAGCAGGAGCAUCGUUACUGGCUAACGCCUCACCUCUGACUCUCAUGGCAUCACCCCUGUCUGUAACCAGUCAGAACGUGACGUCUGCACCAUUAACUCCUUUUGGGAUGCUGGGUGGCCUUGUUCCUGUGACUGUGCCCUUCCAGUUUCCCUUGGAGCUGCUUGGCUUUGGGACGGACACAGCUGGAGCGACAACCACCUCGGGAUCUACCUCAGCGGCUUUCCACCACAGCCUAACUCAGAACUUACUGAAGGGUUUACAGCCAGGUGCUCAGCAUGCAGCGACGCUGUCUCACUCACCUCUGCCUGCUCACUUGCAGCAAGCUUACACAGAUGGAGGCCAAAGUAAAGGGGACACUAAGUUACAGCGGAAAAACCAGUGACUUCUGGACAAGCAAGGGAGCUGAAGCAGUUCUGGUUGGCUGACAGAAUCUGCCCAGUUGGGAAAGUGCUUAUUGUCACAGGGCUGCUGUUUCUGUCGAUGUUUACAUAUUCUGAUCCUAAGCACUGUGGUGAGAGGAAGAAGAAAAAUAAAACAAUACUUGAUCAAAGAGAGAAGGAAAAGGAGGACUGGUCCUCCUGGUCAUGCAGACUGGUCAUAGUUUGAUAUUGCCUAAAGAAACAACGUUUUUUAUCUGCUCUGAUUGGCUCUUAAAAGAAAUUGAUCGUCAAACCCACAGCAGCACCAACAUUUUUGUCUGGGUGAAGUCCAAUGAAAAGUGGAAAUCGUGAGAGGAGCUAGAAUAGGUUUCUCCAUUCAUUGUGUAAAGCGGAAUCAUUCACUUCAUUAGUGCCCAGAGUGCCCAGGGUAAGAUUAUAUGUAGGUCCUGAGUGUAUUAAAUGGUUGUGGACCAAAGGUUAUGUAGAAUAGAGGUGGUGCUGGGAUACUUUGCAUUAUAAUUAAACCUUUACCACAAAUGCAGUUUCUGAUAAUGGGCAUUUUUCCAGCUUUACAAGGCUGUUUGGCUUUAGGGAGCCUACAGGUGUAUGCAGUCUCAGUAGAGAAUUGUCUUCAAAAACAGAUCUCCUGGUACAUCAAGAUGCGAGACAGACUAUUUGUUCGAUUUUUAUUUUUUUUUUUAAGUACAAAAAUUCUUAUUUAAGGGAGGAAGGGGAUGAAAAAUUUUUCAUUACAUGAAAAGGAAACCCACAUUUGAUUGGUCAGAUUAGCAUUUCUUUCCCACAUGUUUUUUUUUAAAGGCAUACUAAUGUUUCGGUCAUUUUAUUUGUUAAACUUUCUUUCACCUCUGCCUUGUGCUUAUUUGCUAAUGAAACUAAGUUAUGUUCUAUUCAUGUCUUUCAUAAACAACAACCAGUUCUUAGCUCAUUCUCGAUCUUCAUCUUUCAUUUAACUCUUCCCAAAAGCCAUCCAUUUUACUGAUUUGCUAGUUAAAGAAGCGUGAUUGUGACCUAUUCCAGAGUCAGGUUAGUACUGCUUCAGGCAUUAGCCAAAGAGGAGUCGUUCAAAAGCGACCAGAGGUGCCUUCUCUUCUGGGGGCUGAAUGGGUUGUCUCCAGCAUUUCCAGCCCCUGCUGGCCUGGGGAGUGUCCAGCCUGAACUCUUUUCUUACAUGGUAGCACAAGACUGCAAAGCUGGCUUUUUUUUUUUUUUUUUCUUUGAUAGCAAUACAUCAACUGGUUCACGUGUAAGAUUAGGAAGUAUCCAGCACAUGUUGCACUUUCAGCACUAGGACAGAACUUUGCUAUUGCGUCCCUUGCGCUGUCAGAUAAAAGGUGAGAAUGGCAAAAAGUUAAAUAAGUCAUAGGGGAAAGGAGCAAAUAAAGUAGUAGGAUGCCCUUCUCCUUCAGCCCUGAAACAUUCCUUUAGACCAGAGAUGCUGAAAUUCCUAGUAAAUAGUUUUUCCAGUAGUUUGACUUGAGAUUGAACCAGAGACUACUGGUUAUCUCACACCUUUUAGAGCGACUUUGACCCGUGAGUAAUUAAUCUUCAAUGUUUUUUGCUAGAUUAUUUCGAGCUUGCAGGUUUCUUUUACAUGUGAUUUAUUUUUCUUAGAUCAGACAACAAUUUCUUUUCUAUUUAGAGCUCAUUUUAAUUUUAUAUAAAUAUAUAUACAUAAAUUUAAAAUAAUAUAUAUUGUGUAUUUAGUAUAAAAAUGUUGGGUUGAGCUCAGCAAUAAAUGUUUUUGCACAACACUUCUGUGAAAGACAGAUUGAAUUAAGAUGCAUUAGUUCAUUAAUUUCACUCCACAGCAUCUGCCAAUUAAAUGCUUUUUAGCUAGCGCUGAUGUUUUGUAUGUGGCGUGUUGAUUAGAUAAGCUUGCAUCUCCAUUGAGGUUUUUAAGAGUUGAAACAUACAGCUAUGUAGACCCUAGCAUUCUUAAUACUGUACAUAUUCUGUCAAAAUACCAUGAACUAUUUAGAAUGCAAGCUUUAUCUGUUUUUUCUUCCUUCUCUUCUCCAGGAAGGUUUGAAGGAAGACAACUUCUGUUUUUUGAGGCCCAAUGGUUCUGGCAUUCUGGUUAAUUCUCUGAACUGUGUCAAACCUGACAAUUUUAACAUGCAUGUAGCUAAGGGAGUUGCAGCAGUGAGCCAUUGGGCAGCAAUAUAUUUAAAAGACCCUGUCCUAAGAGUUCUACCUCUUCUAUGUUUUCCUCAUCGAGGCAUCUCGUUCAAAUUGCCAUCUUUUGUCUUCAUACUCAAUGAAAUUUUAGACUGGGAGACUUGGAGCCCUUUAUAACUACAGCACAAAUUCCCUUUCAGUGUUCCUCUCUUCCUCGAAGUAUGCCUCAUCUUCAGCUGAAGAGUAAUCCUCUCUAAAUCUUGAGGGUAGGAGCAGUGCUGCCUCUGUAUCCUAUUGAGCUUCUCAGUCUUAGGAAACAAGUAAACUAAUACUUCUUAUGGAAAUAAAUAGUAGGAUGAUGAGAAUAAAGAUGACCAUAUGUUGUUUGUGACUUCAGUUCAAACAGUCCCCCAGCAGGUAACUGUUUUCAGUCAUUAUGCUCCUAAGCUUCUUUGGAAUGAGCAACAUAGGGUAUGUAGACCCUUUCAUUGCUGUUCCCUGUCCUCCCUGGUUAAAUUUAGCAAGGCCAAGUCAAAUAAUAGGGUGAUUCCCAGAGACCUUUGCAGGUAGCAUAGACAGGAUGGGGAAGGGAAAGAUUUGCUGCAGCGUCCAAAUGCAAAAUUAGGUUAAUGUUUUACUAUUUUCUGCACAGCAGCUCUUCUGAAGACAUUUCCCCCCAGGUUUUUACUACUUUUUAAGGGCCUUUGUUAAUAAAUAAACUGUAGUUGUACAUACUAAAUAAACCCUCAGUAUUCACAAGCAAUAAGAAAGCCAACUAUAGCUGUCUUUUCCGGGCAGCAGGGCUGAACUUGGUUUGGGGACUGUAUAUGAGCUAACAUGCCAAGCUCUCUGAAAGCCCCAAACAAAUGCAAGCAAUAACUUCAAACGUAGGUUUUAGAUGUUAAAACCGUCUGGGUAGUAUUUUCUGCUACAUGAUCCAAAGUCCCUAAAGUCGCGGUAGCUAUUUUAAAUCCUUAGAGACACUUGCAAAGAAAGAAGACAGGCUAAAUGGAAAACAGGCUGCAAAGUUUCCUGGUACUUUGGACUAGAACUGCAGUGUUCUCCCAGUCGGAGAUGCAAAUGGCCUAGGUCACAUUGUCCAGUCUUCUCUGCUGAUUUGAGAAACAUGACUAAAUACUGAUCAACUAAGUCACAAGUGUGGAUGCUGUGGGUUUCACAUCUGUUUUCUGCUAAUCAGAAGUAACUUUUAAUUACUUGGGUUCUGCUUUUUGUUUGAAUCCGAUCAAAGUUGUCUGAUGCACAGAUUUAGGGGUGGGACAGGUGUUAAAAGCCUGUUCCUUCCUGCAGUCCCAUCAUCUGACCCUUCCUCCACACUCCUUCUCCGCUUGGUGCAAGACCCUUGAGGACAUGAAAACAGAGAAACCUUGCAACUCUCCCAAACUGCCAUCGGUUGUGCGAACAAGUAACCCUCUGGGAGUCAUCUUGGACUCCAACUAACUUUAUCACAUUUGCUGCUACAUUCGUAAAAUGAACUUUUGGCUGUAUUUAUUAGCAAAUUUUAAUCUAGUUUACAGGUUGGGGUUUUUUGUUUUCUUUUGAUUAGUUUUUGCCCACAGAUGGAUUAGAAAUGUUGGGGUGCUUGGGUUGAUGGGUUUUUUGUUUUGUUCUGGUUUGGUUUUGUUUUGAGUGAAUUGGUGAAAGCACAGUGGUCCCUCUUCUGCUUUUGUUUUGGAAAUUUUUUUCCCUUUUUUUUUUUUUUUUUCUUGGUAGGGAAAACCUACAGCCAAACCAAACUGUGGAAGGCUCCCUCCCACAUCAACCUUUCAUCUUCUGCUGAACUGGGGGGGAAAUCAUUAAAGGGACACUUGCUUUUUGUUUGGCCUUGUUUGUUGUUUUGGUUUGUUGGGUUUUUUUUCCAUAAUGAACCAGAAGGUAAAAGCAGUAGGUAAACAACUGAUUAACACUUUAUGCAAUUUUAAUUUUAUAGAAAUUUUUAAAAAGUUUGGUAGACUUUGAUUGGUCCAAGCUCCAGUGAAAUGGCUGUUACCCUCCAUGACUUACUUGAUUCAGGCCUUUGUCCUUUGUUUAAGUGCCUUUUUGUUUUUAAUUUUAUUUCCCUAUCCUCUUUAAACUUUUCUCAGAGAUCCUGAAGUGCUGGAAGGCAUUUUGGAGGAAAAUCUUAAGCUUACCAAGAUGGCUUUAUGCUGUUAUACUAUUUUUUUCCCUUUUGUAAAGAAAAAAAAAAAAACAAACAACCAAGUGUGUGUAAUGUGUGUAACUUCAUGCUGCUGUACCAUGGCGUUGGUUCUGUGUGCUUGUGCAUUCUUCCUCUCUCACACGCACACACGUGCGCACACACACACACACAGCAAUAUUCCUGAAACCUGUUCAUCCUUCUACAUUCUCCUGGCUCUGUCAAACACUACUUAAUGGUGAGCGUUUGUGCAAAGAUGGCAGUACAAUAAAGGAGUGUGUGCAUGAGUGUGCGUAAAUGUGCAUGAGAGAAAGGAAAUGGCUAAUGGAAAUGAAACUUCUUGCAUUUUUCUCUGAAGGUUUUAAAUUUUUCUUAAUUAGGUCAUGAGUAAAACAUUAUGGGCCCUGUCUGGCAACCUUAUUAAUUACUGGACCAUUUCAUGCAAUUAUUGAGGCAAAGAUGUGUGGCUGACAGCCCCAAGGACCUGUGGGGGAAAGAAAGUUAAAACAGGAGCUUGACAUAAGUUUGAGUUGAGAUGAACUGCAAGGCAUCCUGUGUGCAGCUAGCCACAUCUGCUUGACACCGGUUAUUGCAAGGAUUCUCACACUUACCGAAGUUGUCACUUUGCACCAUCCAUCAUAUGUAAAAAGGAAUUUGGUAAAAUCUGCAAGAGUGCAGCUGCUAAUGGAAUUUAAAACUGGCUAUGCUUCACAUGCUGCCUAAGUUCCUCACCAUGAAAUACUUUUCCAGUUGUACUUCUUAAUUUAUUGAGAUUUUAUUAAUGAUUUGUUCUCUUAUGACUCUGUUGUUAGCUGCAGGUGAACCCUCAUACUACUGUCUGUGCUUGUUUCCUUGUUCUCUGACAAAAUUAGCUAUCUGCAAUAGAUGAUCUAGUGAUUUCAACACCUUUGUGCUGAGGAUCUGUCUAACUUAUGAUUAUUAUAAACAAGAAUACAUGAAAUUAGCAAUUCACUUGUUGACCACGUGCUAAACUGAAGGUAAAAAGCGUAUGCAUCACUACACUGUUCUGGUUCUGUGAUGUGCUUCCCCUGGGGAAGAUCUAAUAUUGAGUUGCAGUAUGAAAAGGAAGCAUUUCUUUACAGAAUGAGAACAGAAUGAAAAGUCCUUCGUGAGUGGAGAACCAGACUGGAAAACAAAAUAUGAUACCAAAUAUAACAUGUUCUCUGUGGCAGAGAAUAGCCUAACUCAGUUCUUGGCUGGUCUUCACAUGUUUGACUAAACUCGUUACGUAAACUAGACCAUAGGCGGAUUUCUCCUACCAAUCCAAUGGUGCCAGUCAAAGAGGACUAUUGCUGGUAGCUCAGCCAGUUGGAGUGAUAGUUGAGGGAGCUUCUAAAUCUCUUUAGAUGCAGUAGUGAAGUUACUUAAGUGGAGUUUGCCACACUCACCUAUGUCACUGUUUAAUUCCUUUUGGGCGCACAUGCUCUUUAUUCUAGGCUGAUCUGUGGGAAUCUACAGCUGGUGAUGAUGGCUGAGUGUUGCAGUCUUUCCUAACAAAUGCAGCUGUUGUGAAAGUCUCUGCUGCUUAAGAAAUCACUACCAAGAUAGGCAGCCAAAGGUAUGACUGCUGGGCCACUGGAAAGAUGAGCAUUGUGUAGAGGAACGUUUUGUUUGUGGAAACUUCUGCUGUGGCUUCAUCAUCCUUUUUCUAUGACCUGAUUUCAACCCUUGCUGCUGUAAUAGCUUUUUGGGUCUGUAGAAAGCCCUGCUGCUGCUAUGAGGUAUGCUGAAAGAUCAGUAGGGCCUGGAACUGGCCCAAAACUGGGGAGUUACAAAGAUUCUCCCCAGCUGUUUUUGCACACUCAUAAACAACACUGUGCUGGUCUUGUCAGUAGUCAAGGAUAGAGGCGUGUAUUUUGUAGCCAUUUUUGACAGCUAUAAUUCUACAGAGCAACUCUCGGGGGAGAAAAAAA